AUGCCACCAAAGGCCGCCACUACUACUGCCGCUGCUGCUCCAAAGGCAAAGGCUGCUCCAUCCGACCAUGCCAGUUACCAAGACAUGAUCAUUGAUGCUAUCAUCAACUUGAAAGAGCGCAAUGGAUCUAGCCGUAUCCAACUUAAGAAGUACCUCAAGGCCAACAACAAGAUCAAUGCCGGUGACAGCAUGUUCGAUUCUCUCUUCAACCGCGCCUUGAAGAACGGUGUCGCUAAGGAGGUCUUCAUUAUGCCAAAGGGUUCCUCCGGCACAGUUAAGCUUGCACCAAAAGCCAAGAAGGCCCCAGCUGAGAAGGCCCCAAAGAAGGCCACCGAGAAGAAGGCCGCACCAAAGAAGACUGCCGUGAAGAAGGCAACUGCUACCAAGGAGAAGAAGCCCGUCGACGCUACCGCCACCAAAGAGAAGAAGGCUGCACCAAAGAAGGCCGUCGCCAAGCCAAAGGCUGUUGCUAAGCCAAAGGAGAAGAAAGUUACAGCCACCAAGGCAAAGAAGGCUACCACUCCUAAAGACGCACCAGCAGUAGUUGCUAAAGACACUAUCCUUAAUAAGACCGCUUCUGGACGCGUCACCAAGACAAAUGCACCUAAGAAGGCUGCACCAAAGAAGGCCGUCGCCAAAAAGGCUGCCCCUAAGAAGGCCGCUGCUACUGCAUAA
Molecule: messenger RNA, 675 nt
Organism: Botrytis porri
Lineage: Eukaryota; Fungi; Ascomycota; Leotiomycetes; Helotiales; Sclerotiniaceae
Exons: 6
Coding region: 1-675 (224 amino acids)
Biological process (GO): nucleosome assembly
Cellular component (GO): nucleosome
Molecular function (GO): structural constituent of chromatin; DNA binding
Source: RefSeq, a predicted model, not a curated record